Dreissena polymorpha is the source of this 5926-nucleotide messenger RNA. RefSeq names its product matrix metalloproteinase-2-like. Gene Ontology annotation, cellular component: extracellular matrix. The transcript is spliced from 10 exons. NCBI's taxonomy places the organism in Eukaryota, Metazoa, Mollusca, Bivalvia, Myida, Dreissenidae. Bases 483 to 2450 code for a protein of 655 amino acids. Gene Ontology annotation, molecular function: zinc ion binding; metalloendopeptidase activity. The record is from RefSeq and is a predicted model, not a curated record. Gene Ontology annotation, biological process: proteolysis; extracellular matrix organization; collagen catabolic process.
CCCAAACGCUUGAAAUUUCUGUCUAAUACAUCGUUCUGCAUCCGCAGCUGUGCGCCGGAAUGACUCAGAGCGAUUCAAUAUUGGUUUCAUGUGCUGUGUAACUAAGAACCCAUCCAAUGCUAGGAAAUACACGGGAGUCGUAGCGGAAUAAAUCGGCAUAGUAAGUCUGAAUCGUGCGAAACUCGACAUUCACUUAUUUGUAUAUAUUGACUUGCCGAGUGAAUAAACGAAGUAGUGUGUGUAGCGAAUCAUGUGUGUACGCAUCAACACUAGUAUAACAGGAAGGAUUUUACACUUUGUAGAUCGUUCGCGUUGAUAGCUAGAUAUGUAAACAAACCUAACAUCGAUUAAGAAUGCAGUAUUGCUUGAUAUAAUGGUUAUUUAUGUGAUGUGUGAUUUUGGAGAUGAGUGUCAUUGUGCCUCAAUGGAAUAUAAUUGUUUUAAUUUUUAGUGAACUGAUUAAUUAAUCUACAUUAUUUAAUAUGCUGCGUGGUAAUAAUUUGGAGGCAUUUGAUAUAAUGCAUGACGCGGUCUGUGAUAAUAUUAAUCAUGCACGUGUAUCACGUGCAGAUACAUGCACAUUCGAAAUGAAUCUACAAGGCACAAUGAAGUGCCUCUGUGGAUAUAGAUAUACCACGCCAUAUCCGACUCAAAUGUUAAAAACAUGUUUGCCUCGGAAUCUUGCUGUGAUACUGACAAUAUUAGUGGUGUGUAUCCUCGCGAUGACCCCCGUGGGAGGGGCUCCUGUUGAUUCCUACGAGGACGCUACAGACUGGUACCGGGAACGCGAGCAGAUGAUGGUGGGUUACCUAGGGAAAUUUGGCUACCUUGCAGAUGCAAGCAGAGAAGUUGGGCCGGUUGGUCUGACGUCAAAAGACGCUUACGUUGACGCAAUAAAGCGUCUUCAACGUUUCGGAAACAUUACGGAAACGGGUGUUGUAGAUAGGCGGACUAUAGAACUAAUGAAUAAACCCCGUUGCGGGGUCCCCGAUGAAAGCACUAUACCAACGUCGUAUUCCUUGACGUCUGGGUUUUAUCGUACACGUCACAGGCGUUACGUGCUUUCUCCGACAAAAUGGGAAAAAAAUGAUCUCACAUAUAGAAUAUUGAACACGACGCCGGACCUGAGCGCGGAAAAGGUGCGGCAGAUAUUGCGAGACGCCUUCCGGGUGUGGAGCAUCGUGACGCCCCUGACCUUCACCGAGGUCGUCCAUUCCAGCGCCGACAUCCUCAUCCUCUUCGCCGAGGGUAACCAUGACGACGGCUACGCCUUUGACGGAAAAGGUUCCGUGUUGGCACAUGCGUUCUUCCCCGGGGAGGAUAAGGGAGGAGACACCCACUUUGACGAGGCCGAAACGUGGACAUUUAACUCUUCCGAAGGUGUGGACCUGUUUAUGGUGGCGGCGCACGAGUUUGGACACGCACUGGGGCUGGCGCACAGCAGCAACACGGAGGCGCUCAUGUACCCCUGGUACCAGGGAUACACGGAUAACUUCAAGUUGCCCUUCGACGACGUGCAAGGCAUACAGACGCUUUACGGCUCGAAAUCCGGGACUCUUCCACCCACACCCAUACCACGCCCAAUACGUCCCGACGGCGGCAAUAAUGGUGGCGGGGGCGGUAGUGGCGGUGGCGGUGGUGGAGGCCGACCUGACGUUCCACCUGUAACGCCGAGACCACCAGUAGAGAACGAUAGUCCUUGUGCAGGAAAUAUAGACGCCAUUACAGUGAUUAGGAAGGAGAUCUUCAUAUUUAAAGGCUCGAAAUUCUGGAGACGUGGACCCAGCGGCAUCGGUUUAACGCCAACAGAGAUCAGCAAAUUCUGGUUCAAACUGCCUGAGGAUGGCGUCGACGCCCUGUACGAACGAGCGGACGGCAAAAUUGUUUUCUUUAAAGGUGACCGCUUCUGGAUGUACAACAGCAACCACAUGGUUUCCAACUUCCCUGUGGAGGGCCGCCGCCUCACGGAACUGGGGAUAGGGAGCAACGUGAAGAAGAUAGACGCCGCCUUCAUCUGGUCCUAUAACAAGAGGACCUACCUGGUGAGCGGAGACAUGUACUGGAAGCUGAACGCCAAUCAAGACUAUAUCGAGUACGACUACCCACGUGACAUGAGCAUCUGGCGCAAUGUGCCCGUGCCGCUCGACAGUGCCUUCCAAAACUGGGACGGGAACACGUACUUCCUGAAAGGGGACCAAUACUGGGAGUUCUACGAUACGAAGAUGCGCACUCGACACAAGGAAGGCCGCUCUAUAGGCGAGUUGCUCGGAUGCAGAAACGGUGAGAUGAAGGGAGACCUCGCCAUAGUGCCGGCGGAAGAGGGUCCUAUGGACGAUGAACCAACCAACGCCAUUCAAGAUAAUCAUCACUUGUCGUCGUCGUCGGCCUUUGUUAACUCGUAUCUGACUUUAGUCAAUAUCGCAGUACUUCUACUGUCAGUUUUAUUAUAGAUGUUGUUAUUAAGGCACACCUAAUUGUAAUUAUUUUAAAUAUUACCAUUUCAACUGCCUUUUUCAAAUGUUGCCUUCUGUUCUGCUGUGUUAUGCCGACUGUUAUGAUUGUUCGACUUCGAUGUCAACGCAUACAUCCCAGGCUAACCGAUUUGAGUUCUAGUUCUAAAUAUCAGAAGUUAAAAGGUAAAAUCUAGAUAUUGCUUCGGUUUGUAACUGUUCUUUGUAAAUUGUUGCUCAAGCACACUAAAUAUUUUCAUAAAAAUAUAUUAUCUGUUAUCGGCGUACAUAUACUUAGAAACACGACACAGAAGUAUCCAGGGGAAUAAACGACUCUCCCAUAUAAUCAGGAGCUAAACAAAGACAUGUAAGAUCGCGAUUAUUGACAACUCCGAGCAGCCAUUUUUUUCUUAUUAAAUGCUAUUGUGACAUAUAUCUCACGUUACAAGUUAUGCUUCAAGCACUGUCUCAGAGACUGAGUGUUGUUUAUGAACCUUUUUUGAGUUUGUGUACGUAUGUGUGCAGUGAACGAUGGUAUCACUCGUUAAUAAUACGAAGCGUGUGUUAUGCGAUGAAGUUUUACAAUAUUAGGAUAGUUGCAAACUCUGAUAUGAAAUUACUAUGCAUGCUGGUGGUUAAUGAAACGUAAUACAUGUAUACCGACAUCGUAACACGUGUGAAUGUGAGUACUUGUGUAAUAACAAUAUCUGAAAGUGUUCUUCUAUUUAUUAUUUCCUGUAACGUGAACAACUUUGUUAUGGUAUCAUUUAAAGAAAUAUUAGUGGAUAGAUUGUUUUAUCCAAGGUAAAAUGUACAUGUAUGUGGAAAAAUUACAUUACUUGGUUACCAGUAAGUGAUUGAUUGUUCAUAAAACGAAAGUAACGGAGUUACAGAUACAUUCAUUUGACAUUUACGUACAUAGUCUAUCACCUAAGCCAUAUAUAUCAUCUUGUUGCAGUAAUGAACUAACGAGCUGAUGAGAAAUAUCAUCCUAUACUCAAAAAGUACAUCUGAUCUGUUCUGUGCAUUUGCAACACCAUACACGAGAAGUUAAUAAGCCGUAAUAUGGGAAUUUAUAGUGCAAAAAGGGAACUAUAGCCCAGAUACACCGGUUGACAUGGAAACAAUUUAAUUCUUAAUCUCAUGAUAGAAAGCACAGACUGGUUAUUACAUCUCUAGGUAUCCGGAAAGUAAUUGCAUGCACCAUUUGAUGAUGAUGCCCCCUCCGGUGGUUAGUAUCUAUUAGUGGACACCAGGUGUUGAACGUGUUUAAUAGGUCUAAAAUGGUCGCUACAUUAUGAAUAGCUUACAUUUUCGGAAACACACACAAUUGUAGAAUUAAUAUUGUACGUGUCAUUAAAUGGAUGGGUCAUUUCAGCUUGUCCUUUCAUUUAUUGAGUUAAAUGCUUAAUGAGCCGGCACUGGAUUUCAAUACUCAUUGAAAAAUAUAGAGGUUAAAAUCUCUUACGCCUAUAGUUUUUCCUUAAACUAUCUUGGUUGAGAAUUCUUUGACAAUAACAAUAUAAUUUAAGUUGGUGCUUCAUUAAAAACAGGACGCAUACUUGUAUUUUAUCAUAGUAUAAGAAAUCGAACAUGGCUAACUUCAACAACAGAACUAUAAUCCAUUGGAAGUAGCGAUUACAUAAAAAAUCAUACAAAUGCGCUUAGAGCUGCUUUUUCAUGCUUCAUUUACUGUAAAUUUGAUGUGUAAUAAUAGAAAGUGGAAUUUUUAUCCAGUAUUUGACAUAACCAAACAUGUGCAAUACUUAUAGAUACUUUUCUGAAAUCCAAAUAUGUGAGAUCUAUAUUUCAUUGUUGUUUUUAAUGAGCAUAUUUUUUUUCUAUGCACACCCUUCUUAUUUAUUCUGUUACAUUUGAUACUUCCUUUUUGUGUAUAUUAAGAUUAAGUAUGUAAAUAGAGUGUUAAUGCGCAUAUAUUGUUCGGCCUGUUUUUUUUUUCAUUUAAAAACUGUGCUUUAGAUAGUUAACCGUAUUUGGUGAACGCUUUCGGCUAAUCGUUAUGCUGAUAACAUUUUUAAAUUAAAUAGUUGUUAGUUGUUGGUUAUGUUUGGCCUUUUUGGGAUAGCCUCGUCUGUGUGCUGGUUUAAGAUAAAUCUCAAUUUAUACCAUGUUUUAUAUGGUGUCGAAUGGAUAUAUUAAAAUCCAAAACACUAAAUAAGCAAAAAUAAUAAGUUGCACAAGAAAGAUAACUUGCGUUACUUGAUAACAAUAACAAAUAUUUGUGUUUUUAAGUUAAGUUAAUAAAUUAAUAAAGUGAUUGAUGUAUUUCGCGUAAAGUAGAUGCACGUGUAGACAUUCUUGUUUAUUAUUGUCACCACGUAUUGAAUGGUCCGAAAUAGUGUUAAGGAAAAAUCCAACCCAUUUGUCUUUGUACAUGUAUAUUUAUUUGUUUCAGUUUUGUUGUCUAUCAGUUUUGGCAUUUUUACUGUUUUGUUAUUGUAGUUUUUGUAUUUAAAAUCCCUUAUACAACCAGAUCGAAAGAUUUGUAAUACUGAUUUUGAAAACAAGAUGUCUGCAUAAUACUCGAUUUAAAUAAUGACAUUAAAGAAUGAAUCUGUGUCUUUUAAACUACAAGUAUGUUAGUAUAUAAAACAAUGAAAUUACUCAUAAAUGUAUCUAUGUAGAAACAGCACUAUUGAUAUAUUUGUAUGCAUGUAUUGACCAUUAUUUCAAAUAUGUUAAGCUCAGACUGCCCAGAUUGAUCUCCCCUGCAUUGUUGUCACAGAAUAUAUUCAUAAUGACAUAUGUCACGUGUUUCGAGCAUGUAAUAUAAACAUUUUGGGUAACUAUGAUAUUUGUAACGGGCAACUUGCUAAAUAAUAUUACAACGAUUAUAACAGUAAAAAACCCAUCAUUUGAUAAGUUCAUGUGAUGUAUAGGCAUGGCAAUGUACCUUUUUCACAUCAUGUGGUAUUAAUUUGACGAAGAAUGGUGAUUUGAAUACAUGUAGGGAUGCUUACAUACUUCUUCAUCUAUUUUUUGAUCAUCCGCGUUCUUAGACAACACAAAUAAAAAGUUUAAAUUGCCUUCCCUGUUUGGCUCUUACGCUUAGUAGCUUCAUGAAACUUUCAAAAAAAAAUGUACCAAACAUGUUUUAGCAUCUAUGAAGCUUUAAGUUACCUCAGUCAUAAAACAUAUAAAUGUGCAAAUUUAAAUAGUGGGGAAAAGAAGAAAAUAGUCUUAAAAUGAUUCUUUGAAAGUCAUGGUGAAAAUGGUUACCAAUGAAUGCCACUAGAAAAUAACUGGUGCGGUGGUUUCAAUUAAGUACACGAAAAUAGUCUGUUACAAGGCAUGUGAGAUCAUAGUGGUUAGUUUGAUAUGAGAUUAAUGAGAUUAUAUGUUCACGAAUAUGCUCAUUAUGAUUUAUUUGCCAUGUAUAUUCUCCUUUAUUUUCGUACUCAUAUUUUACAUAAGUAUGUUCAAAUCCGUACAGAAUAAAAAUAAAUAAAAAAUCC